Corythoichthys intestinalis (scribbled pipefish) is the source of this 1984-nucleotide messenger RNA. RefSeq names its product choline/ethanolamine phosphotransferase 1b (gene cept1b). Gene Ontology annotation, biological process: phosphatidylethanolamine biosynthetic process. Lineage: Eukaryota; Metazoa; Chordata; Actinopteri; Syngnathiformes; Syngnathidae. The transcript is spliced from 10 exons. Gene Ontology annotation, cellular component: endoplasmic reticulum membrane; Golgi apparatus. Bases 254 to 1513 code for a protein of 419 amino acids. The record is from RefSeq and is a predicted model, not a curated record. Gene Ontology annotation, molecular function: ethanolaminephosphotransferase activity; diacylglycerol cholinephosphotransferase activity.
UCGCGCGGUGUCAGUCACGGUGCUACGGAGCCGGUAGUCGGUGACUCGGUGAUCCAUUUCUCGUCAUUGGCGUAGGCUACACGUUCACCGCCUCGGUUCCGAAAGGCCGGAAGAAGAGGACGCUCCACUGCAGCGACCGCCGCCGGGGGCUCGUGUCUGUCGGCGUUAAGAGCCUUCGGUCUCCCGUCGGACCUUUCGCGGCUCUCGGUUCAGGUGGUGUCCAACUCGGGACCAGCGGGCCAGCCGGGGCUCCAUGAGUGCGACGGGGCAGCAGCACGGGGGGGUCCUGCGCUCCCGGCGGGGGCUCAUCCGGGAACCCGGACCGGGCACCGGCGUGGAGGCGAGCUGCUGGCUGGCGCCCGGAGUGCUGCGUAGGUUGGUCGAGCUGCCGUCUCCCCCCCUCUCCAGGCAUCAGCUCAAAAGGCUGGAGGAGCACCGGUACAGCAGUGCCGGAUGCUCACUGCUGGAGCCUCUGAUGCAGCGUUACUGGGAGUGGCUGGUGGCUCGCGUCCCCGCCUGGAUCGCGCCUAACCUCAUCACCAUCGUCGGCCUGGCCACCAACAUCUUCACCACCUUGGUGUUGGUCUACUACUGCCCCACCGCCACAGAGCAGGCUCCGCUGUGGGCAUACCUGAUGUGCGCAGUCGGGCUCUUUGUGUACCAGUCGCUUGACGCCAUUGACGGGAAACAGGCCAGGCGCACCAACAGCAGCUCUCCACUAGGGGAGCUAUUUGACCAUGGUUGCGACUCCCUCUCUACAGUGUUCGUGGUGUUGGGAACGAGCAUCGCCGUGCAACUGGGCACCAACCCCGAUUGGAUGUUCUUCUGUUGCUUCGCCGGCAUGUUCAUGUUCUACUGCGCCCACUGGCAGACGUACGUGUCGGGAACGCUGCGAUUCGGCAUCAUCGACGUGACCGAAGUACAGCUUUUCAUCAUAAGCAUGUACCUGCUAGCCGCCGUGGGAGGCUCCGCCUUCUGGCAGUCACUGAUUCCAAUUGUGAACGUCCAGGUGAAAAUGAUUCCUGCCGUUUUCACGUUUCUAGGAGCGAUUUUUUCCUGUACCAACUACUUCAGGGUUAUUUUCACUGGAGGUGUCGGGAAAAACGGCUCUACCAUAGCCGGAACCAGCGUGCUGUCUCCCGUGCUGCACAUCGGUUCCGUCAUCGUUCUGGCCGUGAUGAUUUACAAGAAGUCAGCCGUUCAGCUUUUCGAGAAACACCCGUGUCUUUACAUCCUGGCCUUUGGCUUCGUCUCUGCCAAAAUCACCAAUAAAUUAGUCGUAGCACACAUGACAAAAAGCGAGAUGCACCUGCACGACUUGGCCUUCCUGGGACCGGGACUCCUCUUCCUCAAUCAGUAUUUCAAUAGUUUUAUUGACGAGUACCUGGUGCUGUGGAUCGCGCUGGCGCUGUCGUUGUUGGACUUGGUGCGUUACUGCGUGAGCGUCUGCAACCAGAUCGCCGGUCACCUUCACAUCUUUGUCUUCAAGAUCAAGCCUUGCUCGCUGCACUGAGCGCAAACUAACAUCCAUCCGUCCCCGCCGUCCGUCCACGUAGUCCGCCAAGCCAAUGUCAGGACCGCUCAUGCGAUUGUACCGGAGCGUUACUACCUGUCGGUGUUUGUUUCAAGAAUUCAGGUGCUACUAUAACACACACGUACAGAAAUGGGAAAAAAAAUGUUGAAAAACGCGUUGCUAUUCAUAACCACAAAUCAUUUUUGUUACUUUUUUGCUACUGUAAAUAGUUGGCUUUUUAUUGGCUUGCGUUCUCAUUUCAGCAACAGUUUCUAAUUCAUGUCUAAUGUUGCAAUGACCACUUAUUAGGUGUACAUUUGGGGGGUUGGAAUGGGUUAUUUUAUUUAUUGUCAACAUGUGUGUAUGGAGGUUGUUUUUUUUUUUUUUGUGCCAAAAUAAAUAAAUAUAACGCCUAUUAAGUAGAUCUGUCUACAUAGGAGUGAGUGAAAGUGUAAAAUGAUGCCUGACGUU